AUGCUGCGUGCCCCGGCUCCCAGUGAUGUGUUUGGCGAUCGUCCUUUCUCCGUCUUAGCGAAGGAAACUGUUUAUUCUGCUCAUCUAUUGCCUGUCUUGUCUUCGCAAUGUAUAUGUUGCAUAGGCUCCGGGGCAUUCGGCACUGUCCGCCUCGCCUGGUUGCAGGAGCGGAGGACGUGCUGCAAGCGCAUUAUGACAGCUGCCGGUGAUAGAAUGGAAACAACGGUUCUUCUUGGGGCCUGUGCUGCUGUGGCAGUGAAGCGCGUGGUCAUCCCCGAGGCGAGUGACGGUAAGGGAGAUUCCCUCCGACAGCUGUUGCUACGCGAACUCCAGGUGAUGGAACGUAUUCGCAUGCAUCCACACCCAAACAUCGUGCAGUGUUGGGGUUUUCUUUUUGGAAAGAGAGACAAAGAACGGACCCCCGACCUUUGGAACUUCUCAAGCGACAGCAAAGGCACUAGCAGGGAUGGGACGCUUCUUACAAGCCUUAAGAAUGAGAGACAACUGAUGGCGUUUGGUGAUGACACAAACACAGGCGAGGAGUUGUCGGUCCAACAAAUUCUGGAAGGAGCCUCGUACGUUGAUUUGUGUCUCUCACUCUGCACUGGGGGUACACUAGGGGACUAUGUACUUCACAAGGCCAGACAAACCUUUUAUGAAGCGACGGCUGGUACGUACUUUUCAAUUUUUGAAUUACCGGUGGAAGCUGGCACAAUGGCAUUUGAAAAAAUGAGUAUCGAUGACAUCAGCGGUAACCAGGGACUAACUGGAAGCACCAGUGAAGGCACCUCGUCAUUCACCUGCAACGAUGAUUGCAGUGCAACUCACACCCAUCCGUCAAAUAAUUUUGCUGAAGAGAAGGAAUCUGCCAAGGCGAAUUCAAAUUUUUUGCCAGCAUCCCUUACAUUCCCCGCUCGCCUUGCAGUUCCAGAGCGUGACAUUGUCGCCAUUGUGUACGCGUUGGCCAAUGCACUUCGCCACACGCAUGACACCUUAAGGACGUUGCAUCGUGAUAUUAAACCUUCAAAUGUGUUGAUAUUCAGUGGAGUGGGAAGGACACCACAAUACGCGCUGCAGUCUUCCUCCCUUUUGUGUGAGGCAUCCCGUGGAGAGGGUUCGGAUGGAAGUGGCACAACUUUUUCGAGUGAAGCUAUACCUUUGAGCCCGAGCGAGGAUUCCAAGCCAAGUGACACGUUGAGUGACAGUGGCGACUCGGUGGAAUUUGCCCUUUUUUCUGAAUGUCCAGCGACUCUUCAGGGAUCAACGACAGAAGCGCUGCGGUAUGGAUCCGAGAAGAAACAUGCGACACCAGCGUCAGAGGCAGAAGUAUCCAAUGCGAUGGAUGAGCCCCCCGCAACAUUGGUGGUGCCACUGGGAUGCGGACAAUACCGCCUGCCAUAUGUUGCCGGAGAGUCUCCUCGGAAAGUUUACAUUGAUUACCUGCCGCAGGUCGAGGGAUGGCGCAUACAGUUGGCAGAUUUUGGGGUUGCCACUGGUGUGGGGCAGCUCACAGGCUCAGGAAGGUGUGGCAGUCCUCCGUUCAUGGCUCCCGAGGUUGUUAAACACGUGCACAAGGGUGUCUCCACGAUGUAUGAUACGAAGGCAGACAUUUACAGUCUGGGGGUGACGCUGCAGUAUAUGCUUUUGCACCUUGUCGUUGGGUGUGAAGCAGGGGGUCAGAUACCGCGCAGCCACACGGAAGCCUUGGGGGCGCAGUGGGUCGACGAGGAGGGCACCGCAACACAAUUCCAUGUGGCGGAUGACCCGGAACCAACGGGGCAACUGCAGUUUCUUGUACCUAACGCCUGGCGCUGUGACCGAGAGCUCGUUGAGGGACACUACAUCCGCUCCGCCUCACUGGAAACGAAACUUUCUACACCUAAUGUGGAUGAGGGCAAGGGGGAUAAAAGUAAAGGAAAAACCUUUGCUGUUCCCCGUGCCUGGCGUUGCCGUGAUGAAUUGUUGGAAGGCCGCUACAUUCGCUCUGGGUUGCCAUCAAGCGGAGGUGGCAGUAACAUUCAUUUGCUGCAUCUUUUCACCCCUCUGGCAGAGGGAUUCAAGGUUGUCAGGGGAGCCCACACAGUGAAGGAGCGUCGUGGAACACGAUGCAGCUCAUGUGGAAAGCUUCAUCGACACCUCAUUGAACUGUUAAACGUCAUGACAAGAAGGAAAGCGUCGCAACGUCCACCGUUAUCAACAGUUCUUCAGAGUGCUGCGAUUAUUGAACAAGGCAGCUUUCUUCAUGCAAGAAAAUCUUUUGCCUCUUAUUCUUCUUCUCCUACCUCUGUUGGUGCUGUUGGCGUUGACGAGGGUAAUAUCAUUUCCCCCACGGUCUUAGAUUCCUCUGGGAGGAGGAGAAACUCAGCUGAUCGCUUACACCGUGCACAUCGACGGACACAAGAAAAGCUUCGUGUCCGUUCUCCCCCCACAGGAUUUCGCUUAGAAAUGACGCAGCAGCAGCAACAAAAUAAAAGCCAACAGAAAAGCUGUGAUGGCGGUGAAUAUGACACAACCGUGUUGCUGUGGCGUCCACCCUCCCUCCGUUUUCUUCGGGCGUCUCAUACCAGGACGAGGAUACGCACUGAAUGA
Trypanosoma rangeli is the source of this 2589-nucleotide messenger RNA. Its product is annotated as putative protein kinase. Gene Ontology annotation, biological process: protein phosphorylation. Gene Ontology annotation, molecular function: ATP binding; protein kinase activity. The transcript has a single exon. Lineage: Eukaryota; Euglenozoa; Kinetoplastea; Trypanosomatida; Trypanosomatidae. The record is from RefSeq and is a predicted model, not a curated record. The coding region runs from base 1 to 2589 and encodes 862 amino acids.